GAAUCUCUCCCUCAAAUUCCCAGUCCUUCUCUUGGCUCUUGCCGUUCCCGGAUCCGGCGGAGCAUUCCAAGAUUCGAAGUCAAAGCGAGGAUUGAGAAUUCUUAAAAAAAAGAAAGAUUCUGUUGAUACAAUGGGAAAUUCGAAUUUGGAAGUCUAGCUCGUCACUCCACAGAAAUUUCCCCGGACAAUGAAGCUCGGAAUCGCCGGUCCCGUGAUCCGGCGGUUCUGACAUUGAUCAUGACCGAUCAGGUCACUUAACUAAGAUUGAUCUUCGCGGAAGCGGAGAUUUGAUCUUAAGCUUCAGUUUCAUGACAUAUUCCGUUGGAGUUUUCUCGUUUUGCAAUAUCAGAUAGAUAUUAGUUGGAAUUUUGGCUUGUUUUCGGGACUAAUUUUUGUUGCAAAAGUGCGAGUUUCAUCUUCAUCUUUGGUUGGAAGGAUGUCGACGAAAGUCGUGUAUGAAGGCUGGAUGGUGCGGUAUGGCCGAAGAAAGAUCGGCCGAUCGUUCAUCCACAUGAGGUACUUCGUGCUUGAGUCCCGUCUUCUCGCGUACUACAAGAGAAAACCACAGGAUAAUCGGGUUCCAAUCAAAACGCUGUUGAUUGAUGGGAACUGUCGAGUGGAGGAUAGAGGCUUGAAGACCCAUCAUGGACAUAUGGUUUAUGUUUUGUCUGUUUACAACAAGAAAGACAAGUACCAUCGAAUGACAAUGGCAGCAUUUAACAUUCAAGAGGCGCUAAUCUGGAAGGAAAAAAUUGAGUACGUAAUUGAUCAGCAUCAGGGAGCACAACUUGCAAAUGGCAACAAAUACGUGUCUUUUGAGUACAAAUCUGGGAUGGAUGAUGGGAACACAACUUCUUUCUCAGACCAUGAAAGCCCUGUUCAGGAGGAUGAUCUAGUGGCACAUCCCGAUUUGUUAAGGAGGACAACAAUUGGAAAUGGACCUCCAGAAUCAGUUUUUGACUGGACAAGGGAAAUAUACUCUGAUUUGUCAGAUCAAAACAGCAAUAACCAAGCAUUUUCAAGAAGACAUUGGCGUCUUUUACAAUGCCAAAAUGGACUUCGUAUAUUUGAAGAACUACUUGAAGUUGAUUACCUUCCCAGGAGCUAUAGUAGAGCAAUGAAGGCAGUCGGAGUUGUGGAGGCCACAUGUGAAGAAAUUUUUGAGCUUGUGAUGAGCAUGGAUGGAUCACGAUUUGAGUGGGAUUCCAGUUUUCAAGAUGGUAGCUUAGUCGAGGAGGUGGAUGGGCACACGGCAGUUCUUUAUCAUAGACUUCAGCUGGAUUGGUUUCCAAUGUUUGUAUGGCCCCGUGAUCUUUGCUAUGUACGCUAUUGGCGCCGAAAUGAUGAUGGAAGUUAUGUUGUCUUAUUUCGUUCUAGGGAGCAUGUGAACUGUGGUCCACAACCGGGAUACGUCCGAGCCCAUAUUGAGAGUGGAGGAUUUAAUAUUUCCCCUUUAAAAUCUCGAAAUGGGAGGCCAAGGACUCAAGUUCAGCAUCUUAUGCAGAUUGAUCUUAAGGGAUGGGGUGUGGGUUACAUGUCAUCUUUUCAGCAACAUUGUCUCCUUCAGAUGUUAAAUAGUGUUGCUGGUUUACGUGAGUGGUUUUCCCAAACAGAUGAAAGGAACGCUCCUUCACGAAUCCCUGUUAUGGUUAAUAUGUCCUCAACAUCCAUUUCCUCAAAGAACACUCCCAAGGCCCAUGAUUCUCAUCCAACCUCCGUGGAUCAAAUGAAUGUUGCUAGUAGGAAUUCUGUCAUGUUGGAUGAAUACUCUGAUGAAGAUGAAGAUUUUCAAAUAGCAGAAUCUGAACAAGAGGCCUAUGCAAGUGGGAUUGAGAAUGAUGUCAAAAAAACAGCUGCUGUGGAAGAAGAACCAGCAAUUGAAAUUGACUUGUCUUGCUUUUUGGGUAAUUUACGUCGUGAUGAUCGUGAUAAUGCGCGCGAUUGCUGGAAAAUUUCGGAUGGAAAUAACUUCAGAGUCCGAAGCAAGCAAUUCUGUUUUGACAAGUCCAAGAUUCCUGCAGGUAAGCACCUCAUGGAUCUUGUCGCUGUCGAUUGGUUCAAGGACACAAAAAGAAUGGAUCAUGUGGCUAAGCGCCAGGGAUGUGCAGCACAGGUUGCAUCGGAAAAAGGAUUGUUCUCGAUUAUUAUUAAUCUUCAAGUGCCUGGAUCAACACACUAUAGUAUGGUAUUCUAUUUUGUGACAAAGGCGUUGGUUCCUGGAUCUCUCUUGCAGCGCUUUGUUGAUGGUGAUGACGAGUUCCGUAAUAGCAGAUUGAAGCUCAUUCCAUCAGUGCCAAAGGGCUCAUGGAUUGUGCGCCAAAGUGUCGGGAGCACUCCUUGUUUACUGGGAAAGGCUGUUGAUUGCAACUAUAUUCGUGGUCCUAAAUAUUUAGAAGUUGAUGUUGAUAUUGGGUCUUCUACCGUUGCCAAUGGAGUUUUGGGGCUCGUUGUUGGUGUAAUUACUACAUUGGUGGUUGAUAUGGCUUUUCUUGUACAGGCAAAUACUACUGAUGAAUUGCCAGAGCGGCUUAUUGGGGCUGUUCGCAUUUCCCAUUUGGAGCUCUCAUCUGCCAUAGUCCCUAAACUGGAUUCAGAUCCAUCAUGAUUGACCAACAUGAAGUUUCCAUUGUUCUUUUGCACAAGAUCAUUUGUUUCCAAUAUCAAAUUGUACCAUUUCUAUUCAAUUGUUUUCUGGAAUUUAGGUAGGUUCACUGGAAUCUAAUUGGGUUUUACCUUGAAACGAUAAAAGGAAAAGAAUCUCUCUUUCAGUUCGUUUUAAAUUAUUGAUGGUUUGUAGUGUAUUGAUUUUCAAUUCAAAGAUAAGAGAUGGAUAAUUUAAUUUGUAAA
Molecule: messenger RNA, 2847 nt
Organism: Neltuma alba
Lineage: Eukaryota; Viridiplantae; Streptophyta; Magnoliopsida; Fabales; Fabaceae
Product: protein ENHANCED DISEASE RESISTANCE 2-like
Exons: 22
Coding region: 437-2605 (722 amino acids)
Molecular function (GO): lipid binding
Source: RefSeq, a predicted model, not a curated record